This is a messenger RNA of Homarus americanus (American lobster), 4130 nucleotides long. RefSeq names its product carotenoid isomerooxygenase-like. The transcript has 13 exons. Gene Ontology annotation, molecular function: beta-carotene 15,15'-dioxygenase activity; carotenoid dioxygenase activity. The record is from RefSeq and is a predicted model, not a curated record. The coding region runs from base 389 to 3157 and encodes 922 amino acids. Gene Ontology annotation, biological process: carotene catabolic process; retinal metabolic process. NCBI's taxonomy places the organism in Eukaryota, Metazoa, Arthropoda, Malacostraca, Decapoda, Nephropidae.
CUCUGUCACGAGCCUUCACGGAACUCACACCUCCAGCCCUCAGCAAGACGAGGGGUAGUUGGCAUUGAGCAGUUCCUUGUCACCAGGACCCGCUGCCUCAUGAACACACCUGAUCACGUUAGUCCCACGUCACCACCAAAUGAAACAUCGUUCACGGGGAGUGUCCAGAUGUUGAAGUGGAUCCUCACCUGUCACGAACACUGAAGGGAACGCCCUCUUUGGUAGUCCUUCGUCACAAGGACACAAGUGAUUAUUUCCAAAGUGCCGCCAUCAACGACAAUGGACAAACAAGUUAUCUCAACGUCAGCAGAGACGAUGUGAUAAAUCCUGAUAGUGGAGCUGGUGAGGUAGAAGUCAUACCUUUGACCACCGUAUAUGCAACUCCAGGAUGUAUACGGGACCGAAGAGAGACCACAUGGAGACUAUUUCAGACUCCAUGAACAACGGAACAGCGACAGCAUUUCCGAUCCUAGAAUCACUGGUGACCGAGAGACGGCAUAAUAGCAGGACUGGUUCAUCAGGACUCUACAGUUCAAGAGAUCAGCAACAUAGCGCCAAGAGAGAAAAUAAAUCAGUCUUUGAGAAAGUUAAUGACACCACAAAUGUGUUUUUUGAACCACUAAAGAACGAAAACAAAUCAGGUAUUAGGAAUUCUCUUGAUCUCACCACCUCGUUCGAGAGACAGAAUUCACCUCUUAUCUCCAGUGUUCAAAAUCCUCGCCAGAGUACUGUGUCUGGUACUCUUGGUGCAGACACGACGAAUAACAGCAACGAGAAAAUACAGCCUCAGAACUCCUCUAUAACAUGUGAUGCUUCUAAUACUAAAACGACUGUUAAACUACGCAAUAAAAGACGAGCAGCGGGAAGCACCACCGCAGCUUGGCCUUUCUCACAGCUGGAUCUUAUGAAGCGACGUAGUGCCGAAAUUUCCCAACUAAGACACGCGUUAGAGGAAAAGAUAAGGAGUCAAAAUUCUACAUACAGUCGCUUUAGCACUAACAUGAACGGACAUGAUUACCGUAGACCUAAUUCUGAAUAUUUAACAAGUAGUAAACGUCCAUCCAGUGUGUAUGGAUUCAGGCACAGAGAUAAUAACCUCGAAAAAGAAAAUAAAGAACCGUUAAUUUCACUACGAAACAACAUCUACACCUCGACCCAAGUCCGCCAACAACAACACAACAGAAAUUCUGCACCUCCAGGCUCUAUUGAUCCCCGUAAACUCAAGUACCUGAUGGACGACCAGCGUAAAUCUUCUCCAUUCCUGGACCACAAGACCCCCGGACCGCUCCUCUGUCACAACUGUUCAAGUCCAGUGAAUUUUAGUCCAUAUAAGUACUCAAGAUCUAUGUCUUAUUGUGAUGAGGGCGAGGACACGGGGUCACAGUACUACACGCCCAUGACCUCACCAGGACCCAGAGUUACUCAUCCGUUAAAGAAGAUCCGACACAGUGGAGACUCAGACGAGGAUACUUCAGAAGGGUCAUACGAGGACACCAACGACCGGGUCAACUAUUACCCGAACUGUGACGCCACCAUCUGGAUCCGAUCCUGCACCAAUCAGAUCACCCAACCACUCUCCGGGGUCCAGUCAGGUGUGAUUCCCAGGUGGCUGCGAGGCGCUUUAAUACGUAAUGGCCCAGGUCGUAUCCAGGUGGGCGAGCAGCAAUACAACCACAUCUUUGAUGGCUCGGCGCUGCUGCACAGGUUCCACUUCCGGGAAGGCCGAGUGACCUACCAGAACAAGUUCCUGCAGAGUCGCAGCUACCUCAGGGACACAAAGGCUCAGCGUAUCGUCGUCAACUACUUCGGCACAAGAGCCCACCCUGACCCCUGCAAGACCAUCCUGCAGAACAUCGCCAGCAAGUUUACUUUCGAGGAGCACUUCACAGACAACGCCCAGAUCAGCCUCUACCCUUACGGCGACGGCCUCUACGCCCUCACGGAGACCCCCUUCAUCUUCCGCGUCGAUCCUGAAACACUGGACACCCACGAGAAGGUGGACUUGACGAAGCACAUCGCAGUGUUGACUCACACGGCUCACCCUCAUGUGGACAGAGACGGCACCGUGUACAACAUCGGGCAGGGGGUGGGGCCCUUCGGACCAAAGUACCACAUCUGCAAGUUCCCAAAACAAAAGACUAAUUCUCAAGGUAAGGUGAAGAGCCCCUUCGAGCAGGCCGAGGUGGUGGGGUCGGUGACGGCCCGCUGGCUCUUCAACCCCUGUUACAUGCACUCCUUCGCCAUGACCGACAACUACUGGGUCAUCAUCGAGCAGCCACUUGUCGUCUCCGUCUCCAAGAUUAUCAAAGUCAUACUAAAACAGGAUGCCCUCAUCGACGCCCUCCAGUGGUGGGAGAAGGAAACAAAGAUCCACGUAGUGAGGAGAGACACUGGCACCGUCACCAGCACACAGUACGUCACCGAGACCUUCUUCUUCCUUCACACCAUCAACGCCUACGAGGACAGAGGCCACAUCGUCCUCGACAUCGCCGCCUACAAGAACGCCGAGAUGCUGCAUUGUAUGUUCGUCGAGGCUCUUAAGAACGCCGCCUACGACCCAAGCUACGCCCAGAUGUUCCGUGGGCGGCCUAAAAGAUGGGUAAUACCUUUGAGACCCAACAAGAACGCAGGACCCCAUGCUAACCUCAUCACCCUCCCCAACACUCGCUGCCGGGGUCGCUGGGUCAAGAAGAACGUCAUCCACCUCACGCCAGAACUCAUCGUCAACAUCGGCUGUGAGGUGCCAAGAAUUCACUACGACGAGUACAACGGCCGCCACUAUCAGUACUUCUAUGCCAUCUGUAGCGACGUGGACCAUCCCUGCCCUGGCACGCUAGUGAAGGUGGACGUGGUAAACAAAACACACGUGGAGUGGAGUGAGGACAACGUGUACCCCUCAGAACCCAUCUUCGUCCCGUCGCCACAAGCAAAGCGUGAGGACGACGGGGUGGUGUUAUCGGCACUACUGAGAGCUAAAGGUCUGGAUCAGCAAGUGUGUAUGUUGGUCCUUGACGCCACUACCUUCACUGAGUUGGGCCGAGUGGAGUUCGUCGCUCCGGGUCCUGUGCCUAAAUGCCUCCAUGGGUGGUGGGUCAAAGAUGGCACCCUCACCAUCCACCCUCAACACAACAAGAACAAAUCCCAAACUAGAACGUAAAUAGGCAAGUGUGUUGGAUAGACUGUUUAUAUAAAUUUAUACUGAUAGUAAUAUGUAUAAUGUAUAUCGUUCUUAAUAUAAUGUAGAUAAUUCACAUGUUGUUCAGAUUUUUAUAGUAUUUAUAAAUGAUAUAUAUAUUUUCUCAUUUUCAUAUAAAUAUAAAAAAGGAAAGAUAUUAAUCUAAAUUAUAUAGAAUUUUGCAGUUUUUUUUCUUCUAAACUUGGGGAAAUGUAUUUAUAUUUAACGAGUGAGUAAUUGAAGAUAUACACCGUUUUUCAUUCUUCAUAACUUAGGGCAGUACUUUAUGACAUACCGGACAACUAUUGGGCAGUCGCAAAAUAAUCCCAAGUGAAAAUCCAAUCUUUGCCCAUUACUUCACGGGGUACAAGUUACACAGUAGUUAGAAUACACUUUUGGCUUAAGUUUCCAUGUUAAAGGAAGUAAUUUAAAUAUAUCUGUUUCUUACAAAUUUAACGGAUUUCGAUUUAACGGACUACCCUCUCUCAUACAGUCCGUUAAAAGGAAACUUCACUGUCUAACAUUCCUCAUAUACGUGAUGCACAUAAUGUACUUUUCUUAAUAGGUUGACACGAAUAUUAGACGACUCUGUGAACCUCUUUAAAACACCUUCAGAUGAUAAUACUAUCCAUGUAAAUAAUUAAGUUUAGUUAAUCGUUAAUGUGUGCCUUAGCUUCAGGUGUUUUGAGAUUUAUACAAAAGGAAGCAACAUUUUUUUUUUAUUCCUUUAUUGUUAAGGUUUAUCUAUUUAAUAAUUAUCUUCGUCUUUUUAAUGAGAUUAUAUUUUUAUAGUCAACACUUCUCUAUAAUCUUUUAAUUACUUUUUUUUUACAAGACUAUAAUAAUCCCAGAGAAAAUUAUACCUAGAACGUGUUAUAGUGUCUGGUGGAUAAUAUAUUUUUACUAUCACAAGUUGUAUAUAUCAUGUAAUCACCUGAAUAAAUAGUGAAGAUUA